Molecule: messenger RNA, 3932 nt
Organism: Trichoplusia ni (cabbage looper)
Lineage: Eukaryota; Metazoa; Arthropoda; Insecta; Lepidoptera; Noctuidae
Gene: Msh6
Product: probable DNA mismatch repair protein Msh6
Biological process (GO): mismatch repair
Cellular component (GO): MutSalpha complex; nucleus
Molecular function (GO): mismatched DNA binding; ATP binding; ATP-dependent DNA damage sensor activity
Source: RefSeq, a predicted model, not a curated record
CGGGUCAAAACACGAAAUGGGAUAAGGUGGUCCGUCGCGAGAUAUGCCAGGUGACGAUGCAGGGCGCGCAGGUGUGCGGUCUGCAGGACAACGGCCCUGCCGACCCCACUGCCGCGUACAUGAUGGCGAUAGCUGAAGAGGAAAGCAACGGCUGCAGUACUUACGGCAUAUGCUUCGUGGACACGUCAAUAGGUUUGUUCCACUUGGGGCAGUUCCAAGAUGACAAGCAUUCGUCGCGACUGCUCACUACACUGGCGCAUUAUCCACCGGCAUUGCUAAUAUACGACCGUAAAACAACAACAGCUCGUACAACUAAAUUGCUGAGUACCCACUGCCACAGUGCAAGACGAGAGCCUCAAGCCAUGUGGACCCCUGAAAAGACCCUCAAGACGUUAGCGGAAAAGUAUUAUAGGACCAACGCUGAUGGAGAGUGGCCCGACGGUAUUAAGCCAUUCCUGCACGAAGGCGAUGCUUUAGGCCUAACGCCAGCUGCGAACUGCUACCUAGCCAUCAAAGCAUUAGGAGGCUGCGUUUCCUGCCUAACAGACUGCCUUCUCGACAUACAAGUAUUAGGCAUGAACCAAUUUACCUCCUACGCACCUCCCGACGUGCUAAACGAGACCUUAUCGCAAGAGCUGAAGGAUGAAAAUCGCUGGGAAGGCGGCAGCACGAUGGUCUUAGAUGCUAUUACGUUGAGGAACUUAAGAAUUGUUCAGGAUGAAGGAUGCCUGUACGAAAGGUUGAAUUUCUGUUCAACUCAUAUGGGAAAGAGGUUACUUUACCAAUGGGUUUGCGCACCAAGUUGCAAUCUGUCGGUGAUCAAAGAGAGACAGGAAGCAGUGAAGGAGCUAUUUGAAAACCAGGAGAUCUGCCAAGACGCUAAGAGCAUACUAACUACACUACCCGAUUUGGAAAGGCUAUUGGCCAAGGUCCACGCAUUAGGUAACCUCAAGCGAUCGAAACAGCAUCCUGACGCGAGAGCAAUCUUCUACGAAGAGAAAACUUAUUCUAAACGGAAAGUUUUAGACUUUAUAUCUGUUUUAAACGGGUUCACCGCGGCUUUGAAACUUGUUGAGUUGUUUAACGGUACUGAUGCUAAACUCUUGAAGCGGAUCAUGCAGUUCCAGCCCGAUGGGAAGUAUCCCGAUUAUAGAGAUACUUUGAAGUUUUUUAAGGAAGCUUUCAAUCAAACACAAGCUGAAAAGGAAGGUCGUAUAUUACCGGGCGAGGGUGUUGAUCAAGAGUACGAUAAUACCAUCCAACUUAUUAAGGAAAUCGAAGAGGAAUUGAAAGAAUACCUCAGCGAACAAGAAAAGUAUUUUAAAUGUCGGUUAUCUUACGUGGGCAGCGACAAAAAACGGUAUCAAAUAGAGAUACCACAAAGCGCUGCUGCGAAAGCUGGCUCCAAAUACACUAUGGAAGGCGCUAGGAAAGGAUAUAAACGAUUCUCCACCCAUGAAACAAAGGAGUUGCUAGCACGCAUGAUAGCUGCUGAAGAGCAAAAGACGAACGUCUUAAAAGACUUGAGUCGUCGAAUAUUCGAGAAGUUCUCCUCACACUACAACCAAUGGGAGACCGCUGUACAAUGCUUAUCGACGUUGGAUAUCUUGCUGGCAUUCACUGAGUUCGCGAGGCAGCAGAGCGAUGGAGUUUGCUUACCGGAGAUCACGUAUAAUGAAGAUCAAAAGCCUUACAUAAACAUAACAGAGGGUCGUCACCCGUGCAUAGCAAACGUAACAGACUUUAUUCCUAACGAUACGCGGUUGGGUAUGGACGGGACCAGCCUCUUACUACUGACUGGUCCCAACAUGGGCGGCAAGUCCACGCUCAUGCGGCAAGCUGGACUCAUCACUGUGUUGGCACAUUUGGGUAGCUACGUACCAGCAGAGCAGUGUUCCCUAAGCCUAGUGGACCGUAUCUUCACGCGGCUCGGCGCCUCAGAUGACAUCUUCUCCGGACAGUCCACAUUCCUCGUGGAAAUGAACGAGACAGCAGCUAUCAUUAGACAUGCGACUUUACAAUCUCUUGUACUGCUUGAUGAGUUGGGUCGCGGCACGUCCACGUACGACGGCACGGCCAUAGCGUCGGGCGUGUGCGCGGCGCUGGCGGACCGCGCCUGUCGCGUCAUAUUCUCCACGCACUACCACUCACUCGUACACCAUCUGUCUGCACAUCCGGGGAUCAUGUUGGGACAUAUGGCGUGCAUGGUAGAAACAGACGAAUCGACACCGGACAGUGAAGACCAGAUCCCUGAAGAAACGAUAACAUUCCUUUACAAGUUGUCCCCCGGCGCUUGUCCCAAGUCCUACGGUUUUAACGCCGCACGCCUCGCUGGCAUACCUAAGGAAAUAACUCUAAGAGCACACAAAAUAUCCAAAAACUUGGAGAAAGAGGCCACGUGUGUGCGGGCCUUUAGGGAUAUCUUGAAAUUUGAAAAGACAAGCGAUGUCCGCUCUAUGUUGGCAGCCUUGAGUAUUUAAUGUUACCAGCUUUAUUUCAGUGUUGUCAGCACUGAAUGAGUAUUGACAGUUAUCGUACUCGUCUGUUUUAUUUUGUGCCAGUAUUUUUUGAAUCUUUUUAAAUGUUAGAUUAUUGUUACUGUGCUAUCAGAAUUAAUGAUAUUUUGCAUACUUGUGUUUUCUCAUCUCAGUUUUUAUACGAGACAAAGACAUGUUUUAUUCGUUCUUUAUUUGUUGGUAGACAGUUCUGAUAGAAUUUGUUUAAUGUUAUAAAGGCGUGAAAUUGUUAUCGCCUGAUAUUGAUAAUGUGAUUAUUUUGUGAUCAUUAUUUUACCUGUAUAAGCUCCCACCUAUUUGAUAUUAUGAUUCUUCAUUAAAAAAAUAAGAAAAAUAAUGCUUUUUAUUGUUGUAAUCAUUUGACAUCAUUGCAGGCGAAAGUCUCUUUCUAAGAUUUAGACUGCUGUCCGUGUCGUUGGAGACAUUAAAGAAUCGAAGUCGUAUUGCAUCCUCUAUAAAGGGGCUUAAAUAUUAGCAAGAAGGUUUAAGUUAAAACAAGUAAAUAAUUUGUUUUCUUUAUUUCACACAUCACCAUUGUACUUAAAUUACAAAAUCAUUGCACACCAUGCCAUCUCAUAUUCCAAGGAUAUUCAAAUUUAUUUACAGCCUGAUAAGCAUCAACAUAUAAGAAAAUAAAUAUAGAAUAUAAUUUUGUGAUUCCAAUUCGCUUAUGAAUAUUUUAUUUAUAAAAAUGCUUUUGAAUCUCACACAUAGAGGAAUAAACCGUUUGUGACUAGUACGUGAAGAAGUAAAUAUACAUAUUUAUAUUUUUAAUGAUAUGCCGAAAGUAAUUCAAAUGCUUAAUUUUGUUUUAUGACGAAACACAUUUAACUAUUUUUUAUCUGUAUCUUUACAAAUUUAACAUAACAGCAAGAGUGAAGGACGUAUUAUUUAGAAUCUCGUGUUGCUUUCUAAAACUAUUUUAAGAUACGUAUCUACACAUUAAGUAAUGAAAUUAUUGAAUAUUUCGUCCUAAUAUUAAGACUUUGUACACGAGGCAUGGCAAAUCUCAUUUUAUUUUCUUUUAAAAGCGAGUUCCGUAUUAAUGAAUUCAUAUUAUCUAUCGCAAGGAGUUUCACAGAUAUUCAAGUCACAUGCACAAAGAUACCCAGGUUCGGAACAUGCAUUCGUGGAUCACACAAAUGCUUGUCUUAGGGAUUCGAACCCGCGUCACGUCGCGCACAGUGGAUUUGGCGUGUUGACCUCAACCACUGGGCUCUCCGUGCAAUCUAUAACGUUAUCACACGAUGCGUGUAGAACGCUAACUUGGAGACAAGGCUUGUAUUACCACGUGUACAUUAGUCUUCAGUACCAAUAAACAAUUACGUAUAUUGAUAAUAAUAUUAAAUUCUCAAUUUGCCACUGCUUAAGCUUAUAUUGAAAAUAAUUGAAAAAAAAAAAUGCACUCUAAAAAUA